AUGGAGGCAACGAUAGAGGCUGUUGAGCAAAAUUAUACAUCGGAGGUAUUACAAUGGAUUGCGCAGGGUUCGGCUGCAGAGGAGAUUGUCAGGCAAGAUCCACUUCGGCAUAGCCGCCUGCUCCUCGAACAUUUCCAGCGCAAGUUUGCUACAAUUGCUGUUCCAAUCAGUACCAGCAGCGUUGAUGAAAUCGGGGUCCGUACUAAAGCCCAUACAUUGGCAAAGUCGUUCUUGCCACUAAAGCCUGAUAAAUUCGGAAUUCGCUUUUACGCGGUGGUAGGAUGGCAUUCGCUUUAUGUUCAUUCGCUCUGGGAUAACGGAUCUGGUAACACCAUGCCGACAACGGCAGUUCAACGCUAUACCCGGUUAUUCCCAAGCCAGCGACUACCUCUCCGAGUCACCCUCAAGAAACCCAACAUCCACGUCAAGCCUGAAUCUGCGUCCGCAUUAUGGAUGACAAUG
Molecule: messenger RNA, 462 nt
Organism: Phytophthora sojae
Lineage: Eukaryota; Oomycota; Peronosporomycetes; Peronosporales; Peronosporaceae
Exons: 1
Source: RefSeq, a predicted model, not a curated record